Messenger RNA from Artibeus jamaicensis (Jamaican fruit-eating bat), 1837 nucleotides. It is a transcript of the gene MAP2K2, whose product is annotated as mitogen-activated protein kinase kinase 2. The record is from RefSeq and is a predicted model, not a curated record. Gene Ontology annotation, biological process: protein phosphorylation. NCBI's taxonomy places the organism in Eukaryota, Metazoa, Chordata, Mammalia, Chiroptera, Phyllostomidae. Bases 386 to 1588 code for a protein of 400 amino acids. The transcript has 11 exons. Gene Ontology annotation, molecular function: ATP binding; protein kinase activity.
GUGCGGGGGAGGCGGCCUUGCGCUUGGACUGCAGACUCCUGGCGAAGGACGGGGCGGGCCCAGCAGGGCUUAAAGCCUCGGGUAUCGGGUAUCGCGAGAGGACCGUCGCGAUCUCGUCGCUCCCCUUCGCCCAGGCCCGCCUCCCGUGCUCCGCUGCAGCGUCAGCUUCGGUAGGGCCUCGGCACCGGCUGCGGCUUGUUGGCCUCAGCCCCAGCGCCCCUUGGUGCUUGUCGGCCCUCGUCAGCAACGCCGUCGGCCCUCGCUGCCUCGGUGCCGGCCUAGGCCGCGGCCUCGGCUCGGGUAUCCCGUUGGCGCCGCCCGCUCCCGGCCCGCCCCCUAUGGGCCCGGGCUAGAGGCACCGCUGCGGCCGGCUCGCGGAGCCCCGAUGCUGGCCCGGAGGAAGCCGGUGCUGCCGGCGCUCACCAUCAACCCCGCCAUCGCCGAGGGCCCGUCCCCCACCAGCGAGGGCGCCUCCGAAGCAAACUUGGUGGACCUCCAGAAGAAGCUAGAGGAGCUAGAGCUUGACGAGCAGCAGAAGAAGCGGCUAGAAGCCUUCCUCACCCAGAAGGCCAAGGUUGGGGAGCUCAAGGAUGAUGACUUCGAAAGGAUCUCAGAGCUGGGAGCCGGGAAUGGUGGGGUUGUCACCAAGGUCCAGCACAGACCUUCAGGACUCAUCAUGGCAAGAAAGCUGAUUCAUCUGGAGAUCAAGCCAGCCAUCCGGAACCAGAUCAUCCGUGAGCUGCAGGUGCUGCAUGAGUGUAACUCCCCAUACAUCGUGGGCUUCUAUGGUUCUUUCUACAGCGACGGGGAGAUUAGCAUCUGCAUGGAGCACAUGGAUGGUGGCUCUCUGGACCAGGUAUUGAAAGAAGCCAAGAGAAUUCCAGAAGAGAUCCUGGGGAAGGUCAGCAUUGCGGUUCUCCGGGGCCUGGCAUAUCUCCGGGAAAAGCACCAAAUCAUGCACCGAGAUGUGAAACCGUCUAACAUCCUCGUCAACUCCAGAGGGGAGAUCAAGCUGUGUGAUUUUGGGGUGAGCGGGCAGCUCAUCGACUCCAUGGCUAACUCCUUCGUAGGAACUCGAUCCUACAUGUCUCCGGAGCGGUUGCAAGGCACUCACUACUCGGUGCAGUCGGACAUCUGGAGCAUGGGCCUGUCCCUGGUAGAGUUGUCCAUUGGAAGGUACCCCAUCCCCCCACCGGAUGCCAAGGAGCUGGAGGCCAUAUUUGGCCGGCCCAUGGUCGAUGGGGCAGAAGGAGAGCCUCACAGCAUCUCGCCACGCCCAAGACCCCCCGGACGCCCCAUCAGUGGUCAUGGGGUGGACAGCCGGCCAGCUAUGGCUAUCUUCGAACUGCUGGACUAUAUUGUGAAUGAGCCCCCUCCUAAGCUGCCCAGUGGUGUCUUCACCCAGGACUUCCAGGAGUUUGUGAAUAAAUGCCUCAUUAAGAACCCAGCCGAGCGAGCAGAUCUAAAGAUGCUCAUGAACCAUGGCUUCAUCAAACGGUCCGAGGUGGAAGAAGUGGAUUUUGCUGGCUGGUUGUGUAAAACGCUGCGUCUGAACCAGCCCAGCACGCCUACGCGUACCGCUGUGUGAUGGGUCCAGCAGGCUAUCUGUCCGAAUCCCAUCUACCUGCCCUUCCCGCCCAGGACAGACUGGCUCCUCCCUGCCUCUCCUGCCGAGCCUCGGAGACAACGUGCACACGGCGGCACAUUCACUUCCUCUUCUACCUGUCCCAGCCGAGGGCCCUCUGCUCUCGGGGGAAGGGUGACACUGCCCAUGUUGUCUCAGAACCUGCUUACUUAGGUUUGAAAACACAAAACAGGGAAAGAAAAUGCAAACCAA